UAUUUUUGUAAGAGAGUAAUUAUUUUAGUAAUGCUACUGUAAUACUACUAGAUUAAUGUGCAUAGAAAAGAUCAGGAGAUAAUUAGAGAGUGAUUACAUGGUUAUUAAUCAUAAUGAUGGUGUAAUGAAUGGGAAGUAAGGAAUCUUUAAAACUGUGUACCCAAAAAGACCCUACCACCACCACCAUUCCCAAAAUCCAAAUCAAUUCAACACUCUACUCUACUACAUACAGCUAAGCUCACUCUUCCAUACUACUACUCUUUUAACUCUCUGCAUUCUGCACUUUCUCUCAUUUGUUAUUUUGACUCUUCAAUCCCAUCUGAUCAUAUACAAACAAACAGCAAAACAAAUUCUCCCCCUUUUCAGCUCAUCUCCAUCCCAUCCAUCACAUACAAACAACCACAAGAAUUUCAAAUAAUUUCUAGUCUUCAGCAAUGCCUGAAACUAGAAAUUAUAGAAAACCCACUAAGAAAACUCACACAAUAUCAUCACAGAAAGAGAAAUCUUUACCACCAGCAUCAACAACUAAUACUGCUGCUGCUACUUCACCAGCAGCAUCACCACCUUCUUGGGUAAUGAUGAGAAGUAUAUUUUCAUGUAAACAUGACCAACAAGAAGCAGAACCCAUUUCUAUUAAUAAAGAAGGAAACAGUAAAAGAUGUAAGAAAAUGGUUUGUUCUGGCUCAUCUCUUUGUAGUAAUACAAAAGUAAUGCAUAGGCCUGAAUCAUUAUCACCUGAAAGCUCUAAGAAAUGGGGUUCUUCAUUAAGUGCUUCUUGUUCAUCUUCUUCUAAUGGUUCUACUUCAAGAAGAUCUAAUGGGGUUAUCUCUACUUCCUCUGUUUCUACUACUGCAUCCUCUUCUUCAUCAGCUUCAUCUGCUGCUGCUGGUACUAGUAGUACUACUCGCUCAUCUGGUGGUGGGUCUUUUAGAGGAAUGCAGUUUAGAAGACUAUCAGGUUGUUAUGAAUGUAGAAUGGUUGUUGAUCCAUCUCAUUUAGUAUCUAGAGAUCCUUCUUUGAGAAAUACUCUGUCUACUUGUCCUGUCUGUGCAGAAGUUUUCAUGAAAACUGAAGAUUUAGAACUUCAUCAGUCUGUUAGACAUGCAGUAUCUGAACUGGGUCCUGAAGAUAGUAGUAGAAACAUAGUAGAGAUUAUUUUCCAAUCAAGUUGGUUGAAGAAACAAGCACCAGUCUGUAAAAUUGAGAGAAUUCUCAAAGUCAAUAACACUCAAAAGACCAUAACAAGAUUUGAAGAUUACAGAGAAUCCAUCAAAGCAAAAGCGAACAAGCUCAUAAAGAAACACCCAAGAUGUGUUGCGGAUGGCAACGAACUACUUAGGUUCCAUUGCACAACUUUUGUUUGCUCGAUCGGUGUUAACGGGUCGUCUAACCUUUGCAAUUCGAUUCCUCAAUGCAAUGUUUGUAGUAUCAUUAAAAAUGGAUUUAAGAUUGAAGGAAUGACAGGAGGAGGAGGGAUUUGCACUACUGCAACUAGUGGAAAAGCUCAUGAUAAUGCUAAAAUCACGUCUCAAAAGGAGAAACGAGCAAUGUUGGUUUGUCGAGUAAUUGCGGGUAGGGUUAAAAGGAAUCAAGAUGGAUCAGGCGCAGAAGAGUUUGAUUCAGUUGCAGGACCAAGUGGGAUUUACUCAGAUUUAGAUGAGCUAUCAGUGUUCAAUUACAAGGCUAUAUUACCUUGUUUUGUUGUGAUAUAUGGAGGGUUUUAACGCCGCGGCAUGUACUUGAUGUUGGUUCUUAGUAAUGCUGCAUAUUGCAUAAACACUAUGUUAUGUUAUGUAAUCUUUUGUAUUUCUUUUGAAUGUAAUUCAAGAUUUUCUUCCGCUUCUAUGUA
Messenger RNA from Papaver somniferum (opium poppy), 1849 nucleotides. RefSeq lists its product as uncharacterized. The coding region runs from base 435 to 1724 and encodes 429 amino acids. The record is from RefSeq and is a predicted model, not a curated record. The transcript has 2 exons. NCBI's taxonomy places the organism in Eukaryota, Viridiplantae, Streptophyta, Magnoliopsida, Ranunculales, Papaveraceae.